Oncorhynchus nerka (sockeye salmon) is the source of this 3616-nucleotide messenger RNA. RefSeq names its product GTP cyclohydrolase 1. Gene Ontology annotation, molecular function: zinc ion binding; GTP binding; GTP cyclohydrolase I activity. NCBI's taxonomy places the organism in Eukaryota, Metazoa, Chordata, Actinopteri, Salmoniformes, Salmonidae. The transcript has 6 exons. Gene Ontology annotation, cellular component: cytoplasm. Gene Ontology annotation, biological process: tetrahydrofolate biosynthetic process; tetrahydrobiopterin biosynthetic process. The coding region runs from base 166 to 942 and encodes 258 amino acids. The record is from RefSeq and is a predicted model, not a curated record.
CAACGCGUGCUUGUUUCAAAUAAUUUUACACGUUCAGCUGCCGGCAGGGUACUCGGUAGGUGUGCCCUAAACAAAGCUGAGUUUGCGAAGCGAGAACACUGGAAAGCGCAUCUUCCAAUACGGAGAAAAGGUGAACGUGAAGGGACCUCUCGUCAAUUCUGAACUAUGGAGCGCUCAAAACAGAGUCACGACAAUCAAGCUGACAGUAGACCGACUACAAACGAAAGUUCUCUAAACGGACACUUUGACGGCUUGGUAAAAAAAGACACCCGGAAUGUGGGAUGUCAAGGGACGGGGACCGCCGGUGAGUCGAGUUCGCACACAGGGUCGUCAGUCGUGGAAAACUGGAAGCAUGAGCGCACCCGAAGUAUAGAAGACAACGAGACGAGCUUGCCUAGUCUGGCAGCUGCUUAUACCACUAUUAUCCGGGGACUCGGCGAAGACCCGCAAAGACAGGGACUUCUCAAAACUCCCUGGAGAGCCGCAACUGCGAUGCAGUUUUUCACCAAGGGAUACCAGGAGAAAAUAAUAGAUGUGCUGAACGAUGCCAUCUUCGACGAGGACCACGAUGAGAUGGUUAUCGUGAAGGACAUCGACAUGUUCUCCAUGUGCGAGCACCACCUGGUGCCCAUCUUUGGCAGGGUCCACAUAGGCUAUCUCCCCAAUAAAAGGGUGCUGGGCCUCAGCAAGCUGGCCAGGAUUGUUGAAAUCUACAGCCGUCGACUGCAAGUUCAAGAGCGGUUGACCAAACAAAUCGCUGUGGCAAUCACUGAAGCUCUGCAGCCUGCUGGGGUGGGCGUCGUCAUCGAGGCAACUCACAUGUGCAUGGUGAUGAGGGGGGUGCAGAAGAUGAACAGCAAGACUGUGACCAGCACCAUGCUGGGGGUGUUCCGGGAGGACCCGAAGACACGGGACGAGUUCCUCACCCUAAUCAGGAACUGAGAGGGACGGCUGGCCCACAAACCUGCUGCCCAGCCCAGCACAGACCCAUCUCCCUGUCGCCUGCCUGGAGCUAGAGCAGUCCACACAGCAGUUUUGGUACGAAGCCUAGAGUCCGGGCUUGCAGAGUGUAUGUGAGUUGUGUGUAUGUGUGUGUCUAUCCCUCCACCCCCUUCCAAAUAAUCACACACAUCACAUGGUCGCAUGACAUAGCUGUCUUGUGUGUGUACAUGACAGUCUUACUAAACGGUGUCUGUCAGCUGGCUUAACCUAAAAAUGAAUCGUUUGGAUCAAUGAUUAGUGUUUCUUAUGGUUACUUAAUUUAAAGGACUUUGAUCCUGUUAAAAAACAUUUUUUGUUGUUGUAACUUUUCAUUAGAUUGAACCUCCAAGUACGGUAAAGAUACUUACACCUACGUAGAACCAUCCUAACAUUAAAAUCAAUAUCUUUAUCCAAAGUAAGCUAGGCCCAGUAGGACCAUAUGUCAGUUUAACUUUUUUAUUUAUUUUAUUGAACCUUUAUUUAACUUGGCAAGUCAGUUAAGAACAAAUUCUUAUUCACAAUGACGGCCUACCAAAAGGCAAAAGACCUCCUGCGGAGACGGGGGCUUGGAUUAAAAUGAAAAUAUAUAUAUAAACAUAAGACAAAACACACAUCAAGACAAGAGAGAUAACACAACACUACAUGAAUUUGCCUUGAGCCAAACCUAUUCAAAAGUGGCAAGUGCCCUUUUCACAUGGCAUCAUAUUCCUGCUCAAGCCAAAUGCAUCAAACCCAUUCGUCAAACAAUCAACACUUUGGUCAAUCUGUCAGCUGGUUACAAGGCUCAGUCCUGGUCUACUGUAAUUAUCUUUAACUAGUAAAGGAAGGAGAGCAAAAUGCUCGCUUUCAAAUUUGGUAGCCACUGCUUUAAAUACAGUAUACUGCACCCUGCAACUUCAGGGAACUAACAAUGAUGGCUUUCCGAGGGUUAACUGAAUAAAUCCUAUACAGGAUCGGUGUCCCCCCGGGGAACGGUUGAGCUGACGUAGGCUAAUGUGAUUCGCAUGAGGUUGUAAGUAACAAGAACAUUUCCCAGGACAUAGACAUAUCUAUUAUGGGCAGAAAACUUAAAUUAUUGUUAAUCUAACCGCACUGUCCAAUUUACAGUAGCUAUUACAGUGAAAGAAUACCAUGCUAUUGUUUGAGGAGAUUGCACAGUUAUGAACUUGAAAAUGUAUUAAUAAACCAAUUAGGCACAUUUGAGCAGACUUGACACAACAUUUUGAACAGAAACGCAAUGGUUCACUGAAUCAGUCUAAAACUUUGCACAUACACUGCUGCCAUGUAUUGGCCAAAAUCUAAAUUGCGCCUAGAUAUAUAUUGGCAUUUUAUUGCAUUUCAAAGAUGAUGGAACAAAAAAAACACUUUUUUUCUUUGUAUUAUCUUUUACCAGAUCUAAUGUGUUAUAUUCUCAUACAUUAAUUUCACAGUUCCACAAACUUCAAAGUGUUUCCUUUCAAAUGGUAACAAGAAUAUGCAUAUUCAUUUUAGGCGAAAAAAAAAAAAAAGGGUCCCCGAUCCUUAAUUAACUGUGGUGUUCAAAUUAUGUGAGGUAAUGUCACUGUUAGUUUUGCAUUUGUUCUAUAACCAAAGGACCAAGGUUUCCAAGGGUGCAGUUAAAGUGACUGGACGAUAACUGGCUAGUGCAAUGAAGGAUGAUCAGACGGGACUAAAAAGUGUCCAUUUUAGGUCACCCUGUCUUAAUAUGGACACCCUAGAUUAUUCGCUAAUAGUCUCACUCACUAUUGUAGUUAUUUGUUGAAAAUGUCACAAUAGUACAGAUUCACAGACGUGUGACUGAUAUAGUCUUCUUUUUCUGUAUCCCUCAAGUGGGCAUUUCGCCAUUCAGAGAGGAUUUCUAUUGGGCACCCCUUUGUAUCUCUCUGUAAGUUGUAUAGGCCUAUGUGCGUGUGUAUUUGUUUGUGUGCGUUGAAGGCCAGCCCAGUAUAUAUUCUGCUGUCCUUCUGCCUUACUGAUUUUUCACUUGAUAAGUAGAGUUCACUUCCGACUAUGAAUUUGAAGAGACUAGACACAAAGGAAUCGGCUGUCUCCACUCAUCUCUUGGAAAAGAAACACGUUUUACUCUCUUACCCUUCUAAUGUCAAUUCUGUUACACUUCUAAAUAUCUACGUAUGUCUGUGUAUAAAUGUUUCAGAAUUGUAGUUACCUUUUUAAAUGUAAAAAAUAUUCUGCAGUUUACAGAGUACAGUACAUCCCUCUUUGCUACGUCACAUAUAUUGUAUGUAUGCAAUUUCAUGUAUUAUCUCAGCAAAUUAGGGAUAUUAAAAUAUAGUAACCUACAUGAAAAUGACGUACAGUGUUAGGAUAAAUAGGUUUAGUAGCAAGGAACAUAUGCUGAUGAGCGGUAUAUUUUUUUAUUUAUUGGAAAUAUAUAACACUCAUAUUGAAAUGGGGAGGUUUUAACCAAUGUGAUUUGAUCAUUGGGGUUCUGUGUGUGUGGAGUAGAUGAGCGCUAUAGUCAGUCAGACAGCUCCUGUAUCGUCUCUGUGGCCUUCUUUAGGAGGAUUUGUUCUUUGGGUUCCUUCACUACUGUCGUUUACAUUACACUUCUUACUGUGUUCAUUUGAAAGAGUUUUCAACAAAGGAAAAUAAAUCUGUAUGUGUGAACUAGGAA